This is a messenger RNA of Paraphaeosphaeria sporulosa, 4166 nucleotides long. Its product is annotated as TBC-domain-containing protein. The transcript has a single exon. The coding region runs from base 258 to 3752 and encodes 1164 amino acids. The record is from RefSeq and is a predicted model, not a curated record. Lineage: Eukaryota; Fungi; Ascomycota; Dothideomycetes; Pleosporales; Didymosphaeriaceae.
AGCACUUGCGCGAUCUGUUUGCACCCCCCCGUUUCUGCACACUCUGCGCUGCGCUGGAUCCUCUUGGAAGCGCAACGAAGCUGAUUAGACAUUUGGCGAUCAUUGCUCAUGACGCAUGUUGCUCCACAUGCACAACAUUCCACGCCCGCACAAUUCGACCGCGCCGCGCAGCCCUAACAACACCACAACCGCCCACGCACGUGUAGGAUCUCCCACUCGCCGCCGAAUGCGGACGUUCGCCGACGAAUUCGACUGAGAUGGCGGCGUCCGAAACCCUGGGCGCAGUUGAUCUCGUGCGCACCUCCUCGCAGAACUCGCACGUCUCCAACGGCAGGAGGAGCGGCACGGUACGCGUCAGGCCCCUCAAACGCGCCUCGAAUACUUCGCUGGGGCGCACCCCGUCGCCUGCCGCCGACGACAAGAGCCUGACGUCGUUCCCCUCGCUGUCGCCCACCCCCGACUCGUCGCCCGUCCAGUCGCGUGUCAAUGGCUGGUUCCGCUCUGCCGUGGGCGCGGGCGAGCCUGGCGACAAGCAGCCCGAGAACAUUCCCAGAAGCUCUCCAGAUACCGUCAUAGUCCCCUCCCCGUCGCCGGAGCCAAACAAAACCCCCGCCCCGGCCCCGCCGUCGACGGUCAGGAAGGUCACCAAGUCCACGCAGCAGAUUGUGGGCAGCCUGGUGCAGAGAACAGGCUCCGUGCGAGACCGUUCUGCAUUGUUCGACGACACACCGCCCGAUGCGAGCAAGGUCCCCGGAAAUGUUCACUAUUCCAGCGACCAGAACAUCCAAGACAUGAUCGGCCAGACGGGCGCGGUCGCCUUGGUGCGCCAGAUGGCCGGGGACCUGGCACAGCGCGAUGCGCAAAUCACCGCUUUGCGAAGAAGAGCAGAGGAGCGCGAGAGGAUCCUUCGCAAGAUGCUACAAGAGUGCGAGGUUUCGAAUAUGGACAUCGAGAACAGGCUGAGGGAGUUGGAACGAGGCCGCGAACACGCUCAGAACAACGGACUCGCAGGUGCCAGAAAACGAGACAGCGAGAGCAAUUUGCCUGGAUUACACCCCGACGACCCCAUGGACCAGCGCAUCGCUCGAGCCAUGGAAGACGAGAUUGUCGAGCACCCUGAUGCUCUGGGCUUCGAUUCGGGCAACAACGCUUUGGAGCAGGAUAGCGCGUCGAUCAGUUCGGUAUCAGAGGCACCCAAGGAGCCUCGUGGCAACUGGAGGAGUUUGCUCUUCAGUGGAGCGAGUAGGAAGAGCAGCAGAGCCCCAUCAGUGGCGAGCUUGAUUGACAGAGAUGCAGAGAGCAUGUCUGCCCACACGCGAUCCCGAGCCUCCAGUGGGGCGAAGACGACUCGCAAACCCAUCAGUAACAACCUAUUUGUACCACCCGGCUCAGAUCAAGGCGCCAUACCCACGCUGCGUCGGCUACAGAGUCAGGACCCCAUUCAGUCUGACCAGUCUUCUCGGCGGUCGUCAGGUUCGAUCAUGAACUGGACAUUGAAGAUGGUCGCGGGAAAUAAUCAGACACGCGUAUCAGACAAAGGAAAUGCUGUACGGGGUCGCAAAAGUGCUACAUCCGACCCCGCGGACAGAACGCCUUCCAUCGACUCUGCCAGGACAACGCAAUCAGCCAAGUCCGGCCCGCCAGCUGCUCAGCGUCGUGCAGGUCGUGUCCUCGGUCCCAACGGAACCAUCAAAAGCAUUACGGGCGACAUCCCAAAGAGCGGAUCAGUCAAUCCCAGCCCUCAGCCUCCGGGUCGUGGUCUCAGCAACCUAGGACCUGUAGAGAUGGACAGAAUCUUGCCUGAAGAUUCGCGGCCCCCAACAUUGGUCCAAAAUCACAACAGAUUCAUGACAAACAAUGAAUAUCUUACCGAUAGAUUCGGAUUCAUCUACGACCAGCGCAGGAAAAAGAGGCAGAGUGAAGCAGCCGCUGCACUGACCAAGCAAAAGCGCAGCAGCAACGUAGAGUCUCUGGGUCAUCAUCGAUCUGCGCUGCACAACAUGGGCUUGGAAGAUGAUGAGGAUGAGACCACUCUUCAGCGGACUCGCACCAAUGACUCGCCUUCGCCGUCACGCCCUGCGAGUAGUGGCUCGGAAGACCAACUGAACAGGGUUCCUACCAAGACCUGGGCCGACUAUCUCAAGCUCGCUACCCAUCCCACGGAGCUUCUAUCACAUACCCCUGCAACAGGUCCCAUUACAAGAGUCGAAGCGGCCGAAGCCGAAGUAUUGGCUCCAAAGCUUAGUCAGGUCGUAGUUGCCAAGCGAGGGUCUAUGCCUUCUGCCAGUGCGAACCCGGAACCAUCACCUUCACGGAUCGUUUCUGCUAGAGGAGAAUUCUCCAUCUCUGCGCCUUCUGGCCCAACGUCUCCCGUCAGUCCUCUUCCACCGCAAAUCGACCCUGUCAAGGCGCUCCUUGAGCAGCUCACUGAGCUCCAUGAUAAUUUACAGAAAGAGAAGACAAUCAAAUGGAACGAGUUCCUGCGCAAGGUCCGCGCUGAGCGGAAACGACAAGGCGAAGCAGUGGGUGUCGAGGGUAGAGGCAAAGGGCUUGAUAUGCCGGAAUCUCAGCUGGCCGAUGGUGAGAUCGUUGGUGUGGCUGGUCUCGGUAACAAGGGCAAGGUUGGGCGCGCAAAGUGGCAGGAGUUCCGUCGACUCGUGCUCGGAGGCAUUCCUGUCACGUAUCGAGCGAAGAUCUGGGCUGAGUGCAGCGGGGCUUCUGCCUUGCGCAUUCCCGGCUACUACGAGGAUCUCAUUAACAACGGGGAGGACAACCCGAGCAUUGUUACGCAGAUUCAGAUGGACAUUACGCGGACGCUCACAGACAACAUUUUCUUCCGUAAGGGCCCUGGAGUGCAUAAGCUGAACGAAGUGCUUCUCGCCUACUCGCGCCGCAAUCCUGAAGUUGGCUACUGCCAAGGCAUGAACCUCAUCACCGCCUGCCUCCUGCUGAUCAUGCCCACCGCCGAAGACGCAUUCUGGGUCCUCGCCACGAUGAUUGAGAAUAUCCUCCCGCAAAACUACUACGACCAGCACCUCCUCACCUCCCGAGCCGACCAGUCCGUGCUCCGCGAGUACGUCGUCGAACUGCUCCCCAAACUCUCCAACCAUCUUGAGCUCCUCGAAAUCGAGCUCGAAGCCCUCACCUUCCAAUGGUUUCUCUCCGUCUUCACCGACUGCCUCUCCGCCGAGGCCCUCUAUCGUGUGUGGGACGUCGUUCUCUGCAUGCAGGAUGGCUCAACCUUCCUCUUCCAAGUCGCCCUUGCCCUGCUCAAGCUUAACGAAAAGCAGCUCCUCCAGUGCGAUACACCGGCCGCGAUAUAUCACUACAUCAACCACCAGAUGACCAACCACGCCAUAUCCAUCGACGGCCUCAUCCAGGCGAGCGACGCGCUCAACAAGGAGGUCAAGCGCAAGGAUGUCGAGGAGCGCCGCGCGCGCGCCGUCGCGCACGAGAUAGAGCUCAUGCGGCAGCGCGAGGAAGCGCGGACAGAGCGGGCCCGCAGACGCGCGUCCAAGAUCUCGGAGGAGGCGGCGCCCGGGCUGGACGCGGCGCUCGCGCAGAGGGAGCCGUCCCUCUCGGCGAGUCUGGAUGCCGAGCUCUCACUGCAGACGAGCCCGAUGCGCACGCCGCUAUCGAGCGCGACUCGUCGGAGCGAGGAGGAGGACGCCGAGCUGCUGAAUCAGAGCUUGGACAGUUUGGCUGCGAGGACGCCGAUGCCGAUUGAGGAAGAGAGUUUGUGGCGCGCUUGAGGGGGGCGGAUCGUACGGACGUAUUAACACACAGGACCGGCCAGCUUUGGGUACGGUGGUGUCUUGUGUACUGUGGUGUUCUAUACCUGUUCCCCCUUUUCUAACUUGAUUUCUUUCCCCUCAGUCUCAUUUCAGCAACAUACACACUCGUUUUUUUUUUCUCGCAUAGUGGAUGGAUGGUGGGAGGACGCUUUUCCCUGUGAUACCCCAUGACAUACCCCAGCUCAGGUCGCUCGUUUGACAAGUUCCAUACUUUUCUUGUUCGCAUUUCUGCAUUGGCGGCGCAAGGCACGGAAACAUAGCAUAGCAUACAUAUACCCCCAGAAUGCGCGGCGGUUGGCGUCUCUUCGAGUUGGUGCGGGCUUCGGCCUGGUUCUUGUAGUGAAGUUGUAUUUGAAUUUAGACAUUAAGUAC